GACCGAUAAUAGCGACAUUAAGAGACUUCCAACAUGGCUAAGAUGAAGUUUCGGUUGAUUGAUUCCCAAUUGGUUCGAUCCUUUUUUUUUGUGACGAGAUAUCCCUUAUCCUAUCCAUCCGCGAUGUUAUAUCCGCAAUUCCAUUCCAGACACGAAAGACAAGCUUCGGUGAUAGGCAGCAUUUCCACUCUGCAGGCCGGAACAAUGAUACACAAAUGAUAUCGGGCGUGAUUAUUACCCAGUAAUAAGUGUGGUUUGACGACGCCUCGUUCAGGGUACAUGGAGUGCGCGGGCCGCAACCAACAGACGGAGAGGAUUGGAGAGAGGAUUGGAGAGUGUCCCACCCUAGAGUUGGCGUACAAGAAUCAAAGUAUUCAUUCUCUUACAUUUGAUAGCUACCCCGCCGCUCUUUUCGUGGUUUUAUCUUAUAUAUCUCGGUGGCCUCUUUGACUUUGCAAAUAAUCUAGAUCAAACAGAAAAUUCUACUUUAGUUGUCACCAUGAGCUCGUCCAUUGAUAUUCCUCUCCAGCCACUACCGGUGCCGUCGGUUACUGAGCUAGAGACGGGGAUUUCAAUACUUCCUCCCCUCUCGAGGAAAGGUAACGGUCCUGGAAUGAUUGUUCUGGUGCCUGACUCUAGUCUAUCUGCUAUCUCAAUUAAUGAUGGGGUUCCUGCUCCUGCAGUGAAGUGGGCUGAGGAGGGAUACGCCGUCAUCGAAAUUCGCGAGUCGGCUGUUGAAACAGCAGGCUUGAUCAACCGGGCUCUUGAAGAACUGUCGAAACAUGAGAAAUGUACCCCGAAAGGCUCGGUGGGUUUAGUCUCAUACAGUUUGAAGCUAUGGAACAAGGUUGCUUCCGACUUGGACACUAAGAUUACUGCUGCGGCUCUAUACACUGCCGUCUCCGAUAUUGCAUCUCUGGCGCCGACUUCCAUUCCGACCGUGCGCCAUAUUGCUGGCCCAUCGUCCACUAAGCUCCAAAGGACAGAGGCCCUAAUGGAGUACGCUUAUCCAAGCAUGAAGACAGGGACGUUUGCUUUUCCCGAUUCAUCAGAGUUCCACUACGCUACUGAGGCUGUCUCGCACACACGAAACUUAACCUUUCUAAAGAAACAUAUGAAUGGACCAUAUUUUGAUCUAGAGGCCAUCUGGGAAGAGCACACUUACUUUGAGUUCGAGAACCGAUCUGUAGAGCACACAAUGAGCACCAUGGUGCAAGAGCCUUAUGUGAACCAUAUUCCCACGAUCACAGGUGGUAUAGGGAGAGACCGCCUAAGUAAUUUCUACCGCGACCAUUUCAUUUUCAGCAAUCCACAAGACACAAAUCUAGAGCUCAUCAGUCGAACAAUCGGGAUUGACCGAGUCGUGGACGAGUUCAUCAUGACUCUCACUCAUACCUCGGAAAUAGACUGGCUGAUUCCUGGUAUCCCACCUACAGGCUGUAAGCUCGAAAUCCCAUUCACCGCCGUUGUAAACGUCCGAGGAGAUCGUCUGUACCAUGAACACAUUGCAUGGGACCAGGCGACUGUCUUUGUACAGCUCGGAUUGAUGCCAGAAUAUGUCCCCUUUCCGUAUGCACUCCCAGAUAAGAGACAGCCAGCUUCGGGGAAGAGAUUUGAAGUUCGUCUUCCUACAGCGGGCGUUGAGACCGUGGCCAAGAUGCGAGAUAAGAACUCGGUUCCUUCGAACCAGUUGUUUGAAGGAGGUAUUCGCGAGGUAUGAAAGCUAGCUUGUAUUUUUAUAUAAAUGAUUUAUAAAUGAAUUGAGACUUUUG
This is a messenger RNA of Aspergillus ochraceoroseus IBT 24754, 1772 nucleotides long. RefSeq lists its product as uncharacterized. Gene Ontology annotation, biological process: polyketide metabolic process. Bases 500 to 1720 code for a protein of 406 amino acids. The record is from RefSeq and is a predicted model, not a curated record. The transcript has 4 exons. NCBI's taxonomy places the organism in Eukaryota, Fungi, Ascomycota, Eurotiomycetes, Eurotiales, Aspergillaceae.